CCUCUCCUUUAUUAGAUUCUCCUCUUUUUCUGGGUAUUGUUUCUUGUGAUUGCUUGGAAUUCUAGGUUCUUUUGAUCUUCUUUUAGCACCUGCCACCUUAAUGAAGCUUCUUCCAUCCUAUUGUUUCAUAGUAGUCUUUUAUUCCGUUGUUGUUCUGAUUGCUGAUUUGUUGCCCCAAAAACAAAGUUUGUUGGUAGGUCUUUUAUACUUGCUUUUUCUCCCUGUAUUCGGUCAUUGGACAUUCCUUGCAUCACCUCAGAAUUUCGGUUGUAGCAUGCAGAUUCUUUAAUAAGAAUAAGAGAUUGUGAAUUAGUGCUACUCUCUAGCUCCUUAUUCUCACCUUCGCAGAUUCUUCUUCCUUUGGACUUCAUUGAGAGACUAGAAAGAUUGUUGAUGAAAUUUAUUGGAAUCGGUUGUUGUGACCUUGAAUGUCCACUUCGUUCUCCUGUACCUGUGUUUUGAUCCUUUUUAUCUCUCACUAUUGUUUCUCUUUUUCCUCCUUGGUCAGAUUUUAGCCAAUCACCCCAUUUUUCUUCUUUAACUUCUCCUCUAAUUGAAUCUUCAAUUUGGAUGGUGCAUCCUCGUGUUUCAUGGCCUAUGUAUCCACAAUAAUUGCAAAAGUUACCAAUUUUUUCGUACUUGAGUGAGACCUCCAGCACCUUUUUGUUGGGGUCGGCAAUCUUGAGUGUUCUCUUAAGUGGUUUUGUAAUGUUGAGACUUAUUUUGGACUUUUAUAAUGCAGUUCUCCCUGCCUUUCACAUAGAAGAAAUCAACAUUCAAGACGUUCCCAAUAGCACUCUCCAAUUUUCGUCCCAGUUUUUUUGUUUUGUAGUGCUCCGGUAAUUCCUAUAUUUGGAUCCAAAUUGGGACUUUUGAAAAUUUUGAAUCUUCUAUAACUUCAUCCUUCUUUUACCAUUUUAGAUUUAAUAUGUAAUUUUUAAGCAGUCAUGGUACUCAUCUUUCGAUUCUGACGACAUCUUUUUCUUCUUCAAAAAACAAUUGGAAAAGAUUUCUUCCUGUGUCCACAACUUUAAAUCCUUUUGGACGUCUCCAUAUUGCUUGAAUAGCAGGUUCAAUUGUGCCAAUGAAAAAGGCUGUCUGCCAAGAGUCUUCCUAUCAAGCUUUUUGAACACUUUUCCACCUCUACUUGUAUAUCCUUCUCAUCGAUUGUGAUUAUUGCGUCUUCCAUGUCAGUUUUGUCUUCUGUUGUAGCAGCAUUGGCUGCCAUCCUGAGACUUGAUCACUCACACUCACUCUCACUGGUUGAAACUUUAUUGCUCACGCACGCUGGCAGGUUAAGUUUUGAUUACUCACUCACAGGUUGAAUCUUGCUUGAUCACUCACACUCACUCUCACAAGUAAGAAUUAGGAUUACCCUACUAAACCCUAGCAGAGCACUUCUAAACCCUAUGGUCCCUAUGGUCACUUUUUUACAUUUUUAAACACGUCAAAUUUAACAUUAGUUUAUAUAUAUUUUUUAAUUAAUUUUUAAAUAAUAUAAUAUUUAUCCCACUGUAGUUUCAAUUAAUUUCUGUAAUUUUGACACCAUAAUCAACGGUAUUGUUUGUUCCACGCUUGAGAAAAUCGCAUUCAGGUCUUUCUUUUUCAACUUAUAAUUUUUUCUCUUUUUAUUUUAUUUUUUUAAUGUGUGAAUUUCGCUGUUUGAGCUUUAGUUCAGUUAAUUCUUAGUUGUAAUUCUUUUUGCUGUCAGAUCAUGUUAAUGUGCGUGAUGUUUUUUUUUUUUAAUUUUUUAUUCUCAAAUUCAUGUAAUGAAAGAUAAUGUAGAGGGUGGCUGACGGUGCUUGUGGUGGUGGGAAAGGGAGUGGAGGAGGGUGAGUGUGGGACUGUGGGAUGGGGCGGAGCAGGAGGAGGUGAAGAUGAGUGCAAGGAUAAUUUUGGUAUUUUAUAUUAAAACAAACCAUAUUAAGGGGGUUAAUAUAUAUUGAAAAACCAAGGAGGAAUUGGGUGUAGUUUAGGCAAAUCUGGAUUUGUAAGUAUAAUUUCUCAGAAAUAAAGAUUGGCUUAAGUCAACAAUGUGUAAAGACAAAAGUUAAUUCUUAGAGGACUUGCUAGUUUUGUGUCCAAGAUUUGGAACCAAUCUCCUGCAUGACACGGCUCAUGACUUGAUGCAUAUUGCAUGAUUUUAAUUUCCACACGGAAUGUGGAGUGUGGACCACUCCUUUCUGCAUCAUGUGUGGAAUUUGGGAGUGAGACUCAGCAAUGCAUGAGAGUCAGUCAACUCCUGUAAUGGAGCCUGAGCCUUACUUAACUGUUGUGUUUUGGCUAGUGAGUUCAUCACUAAGAAUCAUUCUCAUUUCAGAAUAGUUAAGACUCCACAAAAUCCUAUGGCAUCAACACCUGCUCUGUUAUUGCUAGUGUUGUUGAUGCUAUUUGCAAAUGAAACCACAGCUGAGACAAACCACACCCACCUCAUUCCUAUAGGAUCUACGAUCUCUCCUACAGGCAAAAAUACUUCAUGGUCUUCACGUUCUGGCCUCUUUGCUUUUGGCUUUUACCCUCACGGUAACAGCUAUGCUGUUGGAAUAUGGCUGCUUACUCAACCUAAACACACAAUUGUGUGGACUUAUCAUCCUUAUAGUCCAUCAAUGUCUUCAAAUUCCACAUUGAGAUUGACCAAAGAAGACGGGCUACUUCUUCUGCAAGAAAAUGAAGACCCAGAGUUUCUCAUUCCACUUUAUUUUUUACAUCAGGCUAAAGUAGAAGUGGCUUCAGCAUCUAUGCUUGAUUCUGGCAACUUUGUGCUUUAUGAUAAGAAUUUUAGUAUGUUAUGGAGUAGUUUCGGUGACCCAAGUGACACCAUAUUAGGUGGCCAGAAUUUAACAGGUGGAAUGGGCCUGGUCUCUAGUGUGUCACAAUCAGACCAUUCGAGUGGACAUUUUUUGCUAAGCAGGCAGCUUGAUGAACACCUAGCUGCUUGCCGUGUGAACAGCACAUGUGAACCGGAGGAUGCUUAUUGGGCUAAAAACACAUACUUUGAAGGUUAUGGUUAUCUACAGCUCAGUCUUAGCAUUGAAGGUUCGCUUUGCCUAAAAGAUUAUUCCUCUGGUUCUGAACUGGAGUGUUUAGCUAGUAGCAAGAACCUCACAGACAAGUCAAAGAAUGCAACUUUUAUCUACCGUGCUACACUUGAUGAAGAUGGGGACUUCAGACUGUAUGCUCACCAAUUCGAGGGAAAUACUAGCUCAGGUGUGCAAACGCUGUGGAAAGCCGUGGAGGGGGAUAAAUGUCAAGUCCCACUUUGUGGCUUGAACAGUUACUGCUUCAUCAAGAGCGACAAAGUCAUGUGUCAGUGUUAUCCCGGUUUCAUCCCUAUCAAGAGUGGUGGUAACGAUACCAGGUUUCUCGACUGCGAACAGAACCACAGCAAAGAUAAUUGUGAGAGCAUAGAGGACCCAACAAUGAUGUACAAUAUGACUUCCUUAAAGGAUAUCUACUGGGGUGGUUCUCCUUAUUUGGUUGUGCCAAUAGAGAUGGAAACUUGCAAGAAGUCUUGUCGGAAAGACUGUGAUUGCAGGGCGGUGUUAUAUAAGAGCGGCAUCUGCGAAAAAUAUAAGCUUCCACUUCUAUAUGGCAGAAGCUCUAAAGAUGCAUCAAUGACGGCCUUCGUGAAGAUGCCUUCAGGAAUUGUCCUAAGUCCUACUUCAAACCAAACUGCUCUAUCUCCAACAAAGCCCUGCGUCUUUGUUGAUGACAAGAGAAGUCUUAUAAUGAUUCUGUCCCUUACCCUGGGUUGGAUUUCGUUUUUUGGUUUGGUCUUUGUAUUGUAUAUUUUCAUCAUUUACAGGCAUCAAGUUCAUAGGUAUGCAAUAUUAUCUGCAAGUGAAAAUCUAGGAUUUGUAGAAGAAUGUUCCUUGCGUUCAUUUUCCUUUGAUGAACUUGUGAAAUCAACUGGAGGCUUUGCAGAGGAGAUAGGCAGAGGAUCUUUUGGAGCGGUUUAUAGAGGCACAAUUGGUGACAGUAACAGAAGGGUUGCUGUGAGGAGACUUGAGAAAUUUGUUGAUGAAGGGGAGAGGGAAUUCCAAGCAGAAAUCACAGCCAUUGCUCGAACUCAUCAUAGGAAUCUGGUGAAGCUCAUUGGUUUCUGCAUUGAUGGAUCCAGGAAGCUUCUUGUUUUUGAAUAUCUCAGCAAUGGGUCUCUUGCAGAUCUUCUCUUCAAGUCUCAUAUGACUAUGGCUUGGAAAGAGAGAUUAAAGAUUGCAUUAGACGUGGCUAGGGGAGUCUUGUAUCUGCAUGAGGAGUGUGAUGUUCGGAUUAUCCACUGCAACAUAAAGCCUCAGAAUAUACUCAUGGAUGAAGUGUGGACUGCAAAGAUAUCCGAUUUUGGAUUUGCAAGGCUGUUGAAACCCAGCUAUUCAAGAAUGAAGAAAAUGGAUGACAAGAGAAGUAGGUACUUGGCACCUGAAUGGCAGAAGGAUGAAUCAGUGUCAGUUAAAGCUGAUGUUUAUAGUUUUGGGGUGGUGUUACUGGAGAUUGCAUUCCGUAGAAGCAGUAUUGAUAUGAAUGUUGCAUCACCAGAAGAGAUAGUUCUUUCCAGCUGGGUAUAUAAAUGCUAUGCGGCGGGGCAGUUGAAUAAGCUUGUGGCAGAUGAUGAAGGCGAAGAUGUAGAUUGGAAAAUACUUGAAAGAAUGGUGAAGUUGGGGUUGUGGUGUGUUCAAGACAAACCAUCUCUUCGUCCGACAAUGAAGGAUGUGAUCUUAAUGUUGGAAGGACUGAAAGAUAUUCCGGUUCCUCCCUCUCCAGCCUUCUUUGUUGAAUAAUCUAGGGACACCACCGUCCAUUUUUAUGUUGUUCUUGUCAUCCAUGUUGUGUGUAGCGUUUGUACUUGUCGUGCCAUCCAUGGGAGUACAUAAAAAGAAAGGUUUAUGUUUUCAUAUUGCAUAUAAUAAUAACAGUUGUUUAUAAAUUGUAUUUACAUGUAUGCCAGUGGAGAUUCACAUAAUAAUAAUAUUAGUUUUUCAUUUCUACAGCUUC
Messenger RNA from Arachis ipaensis, 4992 nucleotides. Its product is annotated as G-type lectin S-receptor-like serine/threonine-protein kinase LECRK2. Gene Ontology annotation, molecular function: ATP binding; protein serine/threonine kinase activity. Lineage: Eukaryota; Viridiplantae; Streptophyta; Magnoliopsida; Fabales; Fabaceae. The record is from RefSeq and is a predicted model, not a curated record. Gene Ontology annotation, biological process: protein phosphorylation.